Molecule: messenger RNA, 1338 nt
Organism: Jaminaea rosea
Lineage: Eukaryota; Fungi; Basidiomycota; Exobasidiomycetes; Microstromatales
Exons: 2
Coding region: 86-1267 (393 amino acids)
Biological process (GO): ribosomal large subunit assembly; rRNA processing
Cellular component (GO): nucleus
Molecular function (GO): 3'-5' exonuclease activity; nucleic acid binding
Source: RefSeq, a predicted model, not a curated record
UCUCCAUUCAAUCAACAUCCUCUCCCCUGCUUCACACGAGUCGGCCAUGCUGAAUGGAGAAGGUCCGAGAGGCCCCGCAGGUGGAAUGGCGGCAAAGAGAAGAGCGUCUGGCGGAUCAACGACCGAGGUCAAGCCCGGCGGCAACUGGAAAGCGCUGCGCAAGACUCUCGAUACCAGUGAGUCCCCGGCAAAAAGGCGCCGUAGUAGUAUCACCAAGGGCAAAGCCCGCGCAAUGGAGGACAGCCACGUCUCUGGCUCUCCGGCUCCCACCUCUCUCCCCUGGUUCGCUGAGGAUCUCUCACCAGAAGAUCUCGCCCUAGUCCGUAACGCCUCGGCCGCCGUUGCCUCCACCGCAACGGGCAUGGAACCCUCAUCCUCUUCUUCACAAUGGACAGCUGGCGGCUCGUCGAGCAGCGCAGCAGAGGAGCGCCGCAAGAAGCAGAUCAUCCUUGGCGGGCAGUGGGAUGGGGCUGAGAGCUCAGCGGCCAAGCGCGAACCUGGCAAUUACAUCGCUAUCGACUGCGAGAUGGUCGGUGUGGGGCUCAAGGGAUCAGAAUCCGUUCUUGCGCGGGUGUCCAUCGUCAAUUGGCACGGUCAUACGUUGCUAGACCGCUUCGUUAGACCUAUGGAGAAGGUGACGGACUAUCGUACUUGGGUCUCCGGCAUCAGGGCUAAGGACCUUAAGGGAGCUCCGACAUUGAAAGAGGUGCAGGGCGAGGUGGCCGCUCUGAUCAAAGGCAGGGUUUUGGUGGGACAUGCCAUCCAAAAUGACCUGAAGGCUCUGCUGCUUUCUCACCCGCGCCCCUUGAUCAGAGAUACCGCUACUUUCAAGCCAUUGCGGGACCUGGCACAAACCAAGCAUCCCGGUCUGCGCAAGCUUGCCAAGCUCGUGUUGGGCAUCGAGAUUCAGGCGGCUGGGGAGGAGCAUUCAAGUGUGGAGGACGCGAGGACUACCAUGGCUAUCUUCCGUACUCAGAAAGAUGCGUGGGAGCGAGCUUUGAAGGGGGAGGGAGGUGGGAAGAAGGGCAAGGGUGUGAAGGCGGACAAGGUGGGAGCAGGGCAGCCUGCUGAGCCUGGUAUGGCCAAGGGCGUGGCAAAGGAAGGAGAGAAAGUAGAGGCGAGAAUGAGAAAGGGCAUGACGGGGACUGAAGGAGGACGGAGCAAGAAGACUCCGAAUGGAUCGCUCAGCGCGACUGAUGGCGUUGCGAUGAGACGGCCGGCCAAACGCCAAGAGACGACGCCGGGAUGGUGGAAGCAGGGGAUUUAGAGUAGAGUAGACGCAAUGCCUCGUAUCGCAAUGCCUCAUAUAUCACGUCAAUCAGAUUGUUACUAUGUUAC